GGGUUGCGAUUGUGAAGGAAAAUAAGUAGGGUGAACUGGUGGGAAACCGAAUAGCUACCCCUCUCUUCUCUCUCUUGGGGUUGAAUUGUGUAGGUUACGUAUGCGUGAACAUCCCCAAAUUUCAGAGCUGCGAGCCAAAUUCCACGGUCAAAAUCCCAACUUCGAAUUGGGCAUUGGAGACUCAGACGACAAUCUCAGUUCCGAAAGUGAAAUCUUGAGUUUACGCUGGUAAAUUCCCACGGAUUGCUGUAAUGUGAAGUGAAAUGAGAUCAUGGAGGUGAAGAGAGUCAUAGCAAUUUGUCAGUCGGGGGGUGAAUUCUUUACAGAGAAAGAUGGUACAUUGUCAUAUAGGGGCAAAGAUGCUCAUGCUAUUGACAUUGAUGACCAGAUGAAGUUUGAUGAGUUUAAAUUGGAGGUCACAGAAAUGUUUGGUUGCAGCUACAAUAACAUGGUCAUCAAGUACUUCCUCCCUGGCAACAAGAAGACCCUGAUUACUGUUUCCAAUGACAAGGAUCUCCAGCGCAUGAUCAAAUUCCAUGGUGAUUUUGCAACCAUUGAUAUUUAUGUCAUGGAGGAAGUAGCUCCUCCUGAUGUCUCGAACAUGCCUCCCAGUAGGUCGAGCAGAACAACUCUGUCAGAAACUGUGGUUCCAGUUGAUGCAUCUCUUGAUGUCGUGGACUUUGUGGGUGAUACCACUCAGCCUGAUAUCCCACUUGAUGCUUCUCUUGAUGUUGUCGAUGGUGCCAGCCCUAUUGAUGCACAUAUUGAUAUACCCACCGAAAUAUCACCCAUUUUUCCUCUUGUUGGCCCUAGUGGUGAGAAGCAUGCUAAAGGUGCACACCAGUGGCAGAAUGCUAUUACGGGUGUGGGCCAAAGAUUCAGCAGCGUUCAUGAAUUUCGUGAAUCAUUGCGCAAAUAUGCCAUUGCGCAUCAGUUCGCCUUUAGGUAUAAGAAGAAUGAUAGUCAUCGUGUGACUGUGAAGUGCAAGGCUGAAGGCUGCCCUUGGAGAAUUCAUGCAUCAAGGUUGUCGACAACUCAGUUAAUAUGUAUCAAGAAAAUGAAUCCAACACAUUCCUGUGAAGGUGCUGUUGCAACUACAGGGCAUCAGGCGACGAGGAGUUGGGUGGCCAGUAUUAUCAAGGAGAAGUUAAAAUAUAUGCCCAACUAUAAGCCCAAGGAUAUUGUGAACGAUAUCAAGCAGGAAUAUGGUAUACAGCUAAACUACUUCCAGGCCUGGCGUGGGAAAGAAAUAGCAAAGGAGCAGCUUCAGGGUUCGUACAAAGAGGCAUAUAAUCAAUUACCAUUUUUCUGUGACAGGAUAAUGGAGACAAACCCUGGUAGUCUUGCUACUUUUACCACCAAGGAAGACUCCAGUUUCCAUCGCCUCUUUGUCGCAUUCCAUGCCUCAUUGUAUGGUUUCCAGCAAGGUUGCAGGCCUCUCCUUUUCCUGGAUAGCAUUCCCUUAAAAUCAAAAUAUCAAGGCACAUUGUUGGCUGCAACAGCUGCUGACGGGGAUGAUGGGGUAUUCCCUGUUGCUUUCACUGUGGUGGAUGCAGAAACUGAUGAUAAUUGGCAUUGGUUUUUACUACAGUUGAAAUCUGCAUUGUCAAUAUCUUGUCCUGUGACAUUUGUGGCAGACAGACAGAAGGGAUUGAAGGAAUCAAUUGCGGAAAUAUUUAAAGACUCAUAUCAUGGCUAUUGCCUGCGAUAUUUGACCGAGCAACUUAUCAGGGACUUGAAAGGGCAGUUUUCUCAUGAGGUCAAGCGGCUGAUGAUUGAGGAUUUUUAUGGUGCUGCUUAUGCACAUAGGCCUGAAAACUUCCAAAGUUGUCUUGAAAGCAUAAAAAGCAUCUCAUUGGAGGCUUACAAUUGGAUCAUACAAAGUGAGCCCCAGAAGUGGGCGAAUUCAUUCUUUCAAGGUGCUAGAUAUAACCAUAUGACAUCCAACUUUGGUGAGCUGUUCUAUAGUUGGGCAUCAGAUGCACACGAGUUACCAAUAACACAGAUGGUUGAUGUGAUCAGGGGUAAGAUUAUGGAGUUGAUCUACACAAGAAGGGAAGGAUCUAAUGAAUGGUUGACAAGGCUUACUCCAACCAUGGAGGAAAAGCUAGAAAAGGAAACUCAGAACAUCGGAAACCUCCAAGUGCUAUUGUUGACUGGUAGCAGAUUUGAGGUUCAUGGUGACACCACUGAAGUUGUUGAUGUUGAUCGCUGGGACUGUAGUUGUAGAGGGUGGCAGAUAACUGGUUUACCAUGCUGUCAUGCAAUUGCUGUCAUUCGUUGCAUGGGCAGGAGCCCAUAUGAUUAUUGUUCAAGAUACUUUACCACUGAGAGCUAUAGAUUGACAUACUCAGAACCAAUAUAUCCUGUUCCAAAUGUAGACAUGCCUGUGACGAAGGCUUCUUCUCAAGUACUAGUGACUGUAACGCCUCCACCCACCCGGCGUCCACCAGGCAGGCCUACUACUAAGAAAUAUGGAUCACAAGAUAUGGCUAAGCGUCAACUCCAGUGCAGCAGAUGCAAGGGUCUUGGGCACAACAAGUCCACUUGUAAAGAGUGAUUGUAGAGUAUUAGAUGCCGGGAUUGCAUCCGAGAGGGCGAUGGCAAGGGCAUCAUCUGUACUAGAAGCAGCUCAAAUAGAUAGUGGGAUGUGUUCCCGAAUGUAUGUGUUAGUAGACAUGCUUAUGUAAAUUAUUCUUCGUUUUCAUAGUUGUAUUGCUAACCAGGAUAUUUGGUAGUUUAACUUUGGUAAAUGAAUGUGAUUUACGUUAAUUUACUAAGGUAUUAGGUGGCGGAUGUUGUUAGAGUUACUUGAAGUUGAAGGUGCCAUGGAAGUUGGAAUUGGAAUUUGGCAUCCAAUCAUUUUGUAGGUUUGGUCUUUUUGUCUUGUAAAUUAUCCUUUUGGUCAGCUGGCCAAUGUUUAAUUCAUUUAUACGAAGACGUUGAGCGUUUAGUUUGAA
This is a messenger RNA of Malus domestica (apple), 2960 nucleotides long. RefSeq lists its product as uncharacterized. The record is from RefSeq and is a predicted model, not a curated record. Lineage: Eukaryota; Viridiplantae; Streptophyta; Magnoliopsida; Rosales; Rosaceae. Gene Ontology annotation, molecular function: protein binding; zinc ion binding.